Molecule: messenger RNA, 2177 nt
Organism: Gavialis gangeticus (Gharial)
Lineage: Eukaryota; Metazoa; Chordata; Crocodylia; Gavialidae
Gene: ACY1
Product: aminoacylase 1
Exons: 15
Biological process (GO): amino acid metabolic process
Cellular component (GO): cytoplasm
Molecular function (GO): aminoacylase activity
Source: RefSeq, a predicted model, not a curated record
GCGGCGCUGCGCGCAGAGCGGGGCCGAGGGCGGCGGGAGGUUUCCAGCCUCCUGCAAAUAGAUAACAUGCUGCCCAGGAAGGACCUCGGGAAGACCGGGGAGCUGGUCAGGAGACAAGAUCCUGUGGAGGAUCCUUCGGUCACGCUCUUCCGGGAGUACCUGAGAAUCAAGACUGUCCAGCCAGAGCCCAACUAUGGUGCAGCCAUACAGUUCUUGGAGCGGGUUGGAGCUGAGCUUGGCCUGGCAUGUCAGAAAGCAGAGGUGUGCCCGGGUCGGGUGAUCACCAUCUUGACCUGGCAGGGCACAAGCCCGCAGCUCUGCUCCAUCCUGCUGAACUCCCAUAUUGAUGUUGUACCUGUAUUUGAGGAGCACUGGAGCCAUGACCCCUUUGAAGCCUUCAAGGACUUGGAAGGCAACAUCUAUGCCCGCGGGUCCCAGGACAUGAAGUGUGUCUCCGUCCAGUACCUAGAAGCUAUCCGGAGGCUGAAGGCUGAGGGGAAGCGCUUUCCCCGAACCAUUCACCUGACGUUUGUCCCAGAUGAAGAGAUUGGAGGCCACAAGGGCAUGGAGCUGUUUGUGAAAAGCCCUGAAUUCAAGGCUCUCAAUGUUGGGUUUGCCCUUGAUGAAGGCCUGGCCAACCCCACGGACACCUACACCGUGUUCUAUGGGGAGAGGAAUCCCUGGUGGAUCCAAGUGAAGUGUGAGGGGAACCCAGGUCACGGCUCCCGGUUCAUUGAGAACACGGCUGCUGAGAAGAUGCACAGAGUGAUCACCUCCUUCCUGGAGUUCAGGAAGAGCGAGGAGCAGAGACUCAAGCAUGACGAGAGCCUCACACUGGGCGAUGUCACCUCCGUCAACCUGACCAUGCUGAAUGGGGGCGUCUCCUUCAACGUGGUCCCCUCAGAAAUGUCUGCUGCUUUUGACAUCCGCAUCGCACCCACAGUCAACUUGGAGGCAUUUGAGCAGCAGAUUGCAGCCUGGUGCCGGGCAGCUGGAGAAGGUGUCCUCUACGAGUUUCACCAGAAAAACAUGGACCAGUGUGUGACCUCCACGGCAGAGUCGGACCCCUGGUGGAAGGCAUUCAGUGGGGCCUGCAGGGACAUGAACAUGACACUGAAGUGUGAGAUCUUCCCAGCGGCCACAGACAGCCGCUACAUCCGAGCAGUGGGGUGCCCAGCCAUCGGCUUUUCCCCCAUGAACCAGACCCCGGUGCUGCUGCAUGACCACAACGAGUACCUGAAUGAGCGGGUCUUUCUACGCGGCAUCGAGAUCUAUGCCCACCUCCUCCCUGCCCUGGCCAAUGUGCCCCCCCUCCCCACAGAGGGCUGAGGGGGCCUGGGGCAGAGGCUGUAGGGGGGGGGGGGGGGAAGGUCAGCUGGAUACCAAAGAGACACAAGGAAGAAACAUUCAUGAUGUCCCCCUGUGGCAGCUCUGGGGAUAGCCCUGUGCUCGAGGUGUCUGUCCAGUGGGGCCAGGACUCUAGGGUCCCAGUAGGCAACACCAUGUGCAGGGCACUUCUUUGCCAGAAUCCCAGCUGUUCCAUCCCAGAGAGACGGACUUGGCGGGCAGUGUCCUGCAUGGGCUCUGGGUUGCCAGGGGCCUCUGGGGUGCCUGGUGCCAGCAGUUCUGAAAGUCCUUUGGGUAAGCAGGGUGCAGUGCCCAGAUCCUUUCUGUUGCAUGGGGUAGAGGGGAGGAGAUCUCAAGUUCCCCAGGCCCCUGUGUGCUGUGACACAAAAGACCUUGGUCCUGCUCCCAGCUCUGACAUGGCCUGGCCAGGUGCCCUUGCCAAGUCACUUAAUCACUGUGUCCUCCCUCCUCCUCCUGCCAAGGGGAUGUCCCCAGCUAGCACUUGCAGAGUUGCUUGCAGUCAAGGCCUCAGGCCCAUCAUGACUUUCAUGCCCUGAAUCCAGCAGUAGGGUGUGCUGGGUGCAGGGCUCUGCCUACAGGGAUAUUAACUGGUGCAUUGAUGAAUCCUACAGGGGUGGCUGCCAGUCGCAGUGUGCUUCCAUGUCUUGUUGCACUUUGUGCCCAUCCCCAAAGGUGGAGGCAGCUUCUGCGCAUUGGAAAGCCACUGCUGGGACUUGCCUUCUCUCUUCCUCAACUCCAGGCUCCUGACUGCAGCCUCCUCACCCAUUGGCACCCUGCAGCAGUCAGGAACUGGUGCUUACCAGCAGGGG